GUGUUCUUGUUGUGAAUUGCAGUUUGUUUAACCCAACUCCUUCACUUUCUGCAAUGAUUGUGAACAAGUACAAGCUUAGGGGUAACAUUAGAAGCUUCAAUUUGGGUGGUAUGGAUUGUAGUGUAGGAGUUAUUGCCCUUGAUCUUGCUAAGAACAUGCUUCAAGUUUAUAGGAACACUUAUGCUGUUGUUGUUAGCACUGAGAACAUUACUCAGAAUUGGUACUUUGGGAACAAGAAAUCUAUUCUGAUCCCAAAUUGUUUGUUCCGUGUUGGUGGUUCUGCUGUUUUGUUGUCCAACAAAUGCUCUGUUAAGAGAAGAGCAAAGUACAAGCUUGUUCAUGUUGUGAGGACUCAUAAGGGUGCUGAUGAUAAAUCUUUCAGGUGUGUGUAUCAAGAACAAGAUGAUGAUGGCAAAACUGGUGUUUCUCUCUCAAAGGAUCUUAUGGCUAUUGCUGGUGGGGCCUUGAAGACUAACAUCACAACUUUGGGGCCUCUUGUUCUUCCAAUAAGUGAACAACUUCUGUUCUUUGCUAAAGUGAAGCCUUAUAUACCUGAUUUCAAGCUUGCAUUUGAUCAUUUCUACAUUCAUGCUGAUGGGAGAGCUGUGAUUGAUGAGCUUGAGAAGAAUCUUCAGCUUCUGCCUAUGCAUGUUGAGGCUUCUAGAAUGACACUUCACGGAUUUGGAAACACUUCUUCAAGCUCUAUUUGGUAUGAGCUAGCAUACACUGAAGCCAAGGGAAGAAUGAGGAAGGGGAAUAGGGUGUGGCAGAUUGCAUUUGGAAGUGGAUUUAAGUGUAACAGGGCAGUGUGGUAGGCACUUAGGCAUGUCAAGGCUUCACCCAAGUCUCCUUGGGAAGAUUGCAUUCAUAAGUAUCCAGUGCAGGUUGUUACAUAGCUUUAAUUUCUGCUACUCUCUCUGGUACACAUAGCAUAAGCCAAU
This is a messenger RNA of Arachis duranensis, 941 nucleotides long. Its product is annotated as 3-ketoacyl-CoA synthase 4-like. NCBI's taxonomy places the organism in Eukaryota, Viridiplantae, Streptophyta, Magnoliopsida, Fabales, Fabaceae. The coding region runs from base 54 to 815 and encodes 253 amino acids. Gene Ontology annotation, molecular function: acyltransferase activity, transferring groups other than amino-acyl groups. Gene Ontology annotation, cellular component: membrane. The record is from RefSeq and is a predicted model, not a curated record. The transcript has a single exon. Gene Ontology annotation, biological process: fatty acid biosynthetic process.